CGCCUAUCACUACGAACGGUACAACGUGACACUAAUCUGUCACGCUUAGAAAUAAUUGUAUCAUGUUCUGUGUCGUGUGUCCACGAAAUACAGUGCUCAUGAUGACUUAAUUUAAAUAUUUCUCACGGACCCCAGUGAAUCCGUCUGCCAACAGAUACUCUACAUGAAACAACUGUUGAAAUGUUUCGCGAAGGUUAUUAUCUAGAAAUAAUUAAGGGUAAAGAGUCCGCGGCAAAUGCAGUUAUAACAGUGAAAGAGAAGUCUGUAGAAAUGAAAAGCAAGAAGAAAAUUACGACUAAUAAAUGGCUCAGUUUAGAAGACUGGGCGUCACUGUAUCAAGUUCUAGAAAAAGCUUUGACACAGAAUGUCCAAGGCUUUCAGAAGCAAGACUCGAUGGCAAACAAAAGGCUCACUAAACACUUGGAAAUCGUAUAUACCAUUGAAGCCUGUGAAAAUCCAACAGACAGAACUUCUCUUCCCACAAUGAGGGUCUGUGUGUCACCGCUGAAGAAAAAAUCCCAUCCCAGAUCCAAAAACACCAAAAAACAGAAUAGCUAUGACUCAGCUGACAAAUCCUGUAAUACCUCUUCAUUAUCUUCUACUACAAGCUCGAAAAUUAUGAAAUUACGGAAGUCAUUAACGACUGGAACUAUUGCGGAAGGCCAAAGGGAUGUCAAAGUAGAGGAGUAUAUACCAGAUGCUCCAAAGACUAAUAAGCCUGUAAAUAGUAAUGGUAACGGAGCAAAGAUUAAGUAUAUUCCAAGUAGGAAGAGUGCCCUGGUAAAUUUACAGACUUCUACAGACUCUAAUGAAUAUGUCCCAGCUGUGCUGAAUGAAGACUUAGCUGCAAACAGUGUACUAGAUACUUUAUAUAUUCCAAAUUCGAUACCCAAAGCUGAAACUUCAUAUGAAACGUACGAGCCGAGCAGCUCUGUGGAAAUGGAAUCUACUCGGAUGUAUAUUCCCAACUCCAAGUCAGGAAGAAAAAAGAUAGAAGAAUACCAGCCAGACUUCACCAGUAAAACUAUGAAGUUCGAUAACAGCUACGUGCCCUCUAGUUCUGCCAAAAUUAAAGAGCUGAAAAAAAGCAGCAGAAAGCCAUCAUUGGGAUCUAAGAAGCUUAAAAACAGGGAAACAGAUUUUGGUAAAACGGAAGUAAGUUCUACAAAACACUCCAACUUGACGAAUCGCUCAAUUAAACGCGAAAUUUGACAUUAUUAGAUAAUGUGAUAUCGGCCGGAUUAGAUACGUGCCACCAUUUAGGUGCUAAAUCAUAAGGAAAAGAAUAGAUAACUAUUUUAUUUAUACUAUCGAAAAUACAGAAUAGUUAAGGAUUGACAGCAGGGUGAUUAUUACAAACAUUCUUCUUUUUUCACUAUAAACUAGAUGAAUUUAUUCUGUGCAAAAGGAUGCUUAUGCCUAUGAUCUGUGUAGGUUCUUUGUUUUCAAUUGUAUCAUACAGUAUUACGUGGGUAAGUAGGGUGAAUGGGUCAUGAUGAAACAAAUCGUGUAAAAUAAUUUUUGAUUUAUUGUUAAAAUUGAUUAUAAUUAUCUGUAAUAUAAUUUUUUUUUAAAAUGAAAUAAAUGCGUACAUCAUC
Messenger RNA from Athalia rosae (coleseed sawfly), 1598 nucleotides. RefSeq lists its product as uncharacterized. The transcript has 3 exons. The coding region runs from base 181 to 1212 and encodes 343 amino acids. Lineage: Eukaryota; Metazoa; Arthropoda; Insecta; Hymenoptera; Athaliidae. The record is from RefSeq and is a predicted model, not a curated record.